Molecule: messenger RNA, 5503 nt
Organism: Fundulus heteroclitus (mummichog)
Lineage: Eukaryota; Metazoa; Chordata; Actinopteri; Cyprinodontiformes; Fundulidae
Gene: itsn2a
Product: intersectin 2a
Exons: 40
Coding region: 178-5340 (1720 amino acids)
Biological process (GO): positive regulation of Rho protein signal transduction; endosomal transport; intracellular signal transduction
Cellular component (GO): clathrin-coated pit; intracellular vesicle; cytoplasm
Molecular function (GO): molecular adaptor activity; calcium ion binding; protein binding
Source: RefSeq, a predicted model, not a curated record
ACGCCCAUUUCCAGUCCGCACCCGCCCCGGCUGCUGGAGCGGUUCCUCCCGCUCUCGGAGCUUUGCCUGUCAGCCUGGAUGUCGAUCCUCACCGCUAUUCCACCGCAACAGAUGUCUCAUAGCUAGCCAGCUGAGAAGAGGACCUCCCUCUCUGUUGGGAGCCUUCCACCUGCAGCCAUGAACGGUGGUUCCAGUGUUUGGGCCAUCAGUCCAGAGGAGAGAGGGAAACAUGACAAACAGUUUGACACCCUCGCCCCAGUCCUUGGCUACAUCUCAGGGGAACAAGCAAGGAAAUUCUUUCUCCAGUCCGGCCUGCCGGCUUCUGUCUUGGCGGAGAUCUGGAACCUAGCUGACAUGGACAGUGACGGGAAGAUGGACAGGUUGGAGUUUUCCAUCGCUAUGAAGCUCAUUAAGCUCACGCUCCAGGGCAGGAACCUGCCCUCAUCCUUGCCGAUUGUCAUGAAGCAACAACCGGCAUCCAACAGUGGCUCAAACAUGUCUUCAUCGACACGGUUUGGAAUGGGAUCCAUGCCAAACCUCUCAGUUGGUCUGUCACCCAUGCCAAGUAUUUCCACAAUGCCCGUUCUAACACCCGUCCCGGCUAAUCCUCAUUUACCCUCGCUGCAACCGCUGGUGCCGGUGCCAAUGACCCUGCCCUUGAUCACCUCACUCGGGAACUCGGGGCUCCCCAACGGCACUGUCAGCCUCCUCACCUCGCCACUUGUUCCCAGCAAUGCAGGGACCCCGAUGUCAGGCUUCUCCUCCCCCAUGGCUUUCUCCCCAUCUCCGGGUGUGUCGAAAGCCAACUCUCUUUUGGAGCUUGGAUCAAGCAGUUCAAACUCGUCCUCCACCACAUCCCUGGCCAGCAACUCUCCAAAGAUGGGUUCAGGGGACUGGGCCGUUCCACAGGCCUCCCGACUCAAGUACCGGCAGCAGUUCAACACACUCGACAAACUCAUGAGCGGCUACUUGUCAGGACCUCAGGUUAGAAACGCACUGCUGGCGUCGAACUUGACCCAAACUCAACUAGCGACCAUCUGGAGCCUGGCAGAUGUCGAUAAGGACGGUCAGCUUCGGGCCGACGAGUUCAUUCUGGCCAUGCACCUGGUGGACAUGGCUAAGACCGGACACCCACUGCCGCUCACCCUGCCGCAGGACCUGAUACCCCCCUCCCUCCGAGGGAUUAAGCCCAGUGAGCUUGUCAAUGGGACGGGGCCCUACAUUUGUCCGAGUUUAAUGGACAUAACAGAGAUCGAACCUUCCCAGAAGAACAAGAACUGUGUUUCCUAUGAGGACAAGCUGAAGGAGAACUUUGCGCGCGGCAGUGCCGAGCUGGAGAAAAGGCGUCUGGCUUUGGAGGACGAACAGAGGAAGGAGAGGGAGCGCAGGGAGCGGGAAGAGCGGGACGCCCAGGAGCGGAGGGAGAGGGAGGCCAGGGAGCAGGAGAACCGGAGGAGGCUGGAGGAGGAGAGGCGGCUGGAGCGGCAGAGAGAGAUGGAGAGACAAAGGGAGGAGGAAAGGCUGAGGGAGCUGGAGAGGAAGGAGGCGGCGAAGCAGGAGAUGGAGCGCCAGAGGAGGGAAGAAUGGGAGCGCACAAAGAGGGAGGAGCUGGGAAGGAGAAAAGAGGCGGAGCAAGAGGAGAUCUCUCGGCUCAGGGCGAAAAAGAAGAGCCUGGAGUUGGAGCUGGAGGCGGUGGGCAACAAGCACAGGCAGAUCUCGGACCGCCUCCGCGACGCUCAGAGCAAGAGGUGGAUUCAGAAGGCCGAGGUCGACCUCAUCAAUCAGAAGAGAGACGCCCGCAUCGCUGAGAUCAACACUCUUCAGCUGGAGUUUGAGGACUGGCAGAGGAAGCUGUCCCAGCUCGUCCCGGAGCAACAGCGGCUGUCUGAGAAGCUGCGUAACAUCAGCCUCAAGAAACAGCCCCCGGCCACAUUGACAUCCCUCGCGAAGAGCGCUGCGGAGUCGGGCGGUAACUGCCGCCGGCUCAAAGACCAGCUGGACAUCCUGGAAAAGGAGACAACGGACAAACUGGCCCAGAUGGAGCAGUACAACAAGGAGCUUAAGCUUGGGGAUAUGGAUGACUGCCUCCUGCGAGGCCUUCUCUCCCUGCUGGCCUGCCUCAGCCAGCUCUUCCUCCUCAUCAAGGAGCUGCGGGAGAAGCAGACGAAGCAGCAGGCCGUCCUGGAUGACCUGCACAGAGUCAAAGAGGAGAAGCUGAGGGAGCUGCAGAGGCGCCGGGAGGAGGAGAUGGAGCGGAGGAGGAGAGAGGAAGCAGAAGCAGCGAGGCUGGCAAAGCUGGAGGAGGAGAGGAGAGAGCAACAGCGGCGGGAGCAAGAGAAGAGGGAGAAGGAGGAAGAGGAGGAACGGCAGAGGAGGCUCCAGGAGGAGCAGAGGGCCAGACAGAGGAGGAAGGAGGAGGAGGAGGAGGAGAGAGAGGCGCAGGCUCGCCUCCGAGCGGCUCAGGAGAAAGUGCAGGAGGAGGAAAGGAGGCGGCGGGAAGAGGAGGAGAGGGAGAAAAGGGAGCUGGAAGAGGAGAUGAAACGGAAACAGUUGGAGGAGGAAAAGAAGAAGAAAGAGGAGCAGGAGAGAGGAGCAGCGCAGCUAACCUCAUACAGAGCUUUGUACUCCUUCGUCGCCCGUAACGGCGAUGAGCUGAGUAUAGAUGCAGACUGUGUCAUAGAGGUGGAUGAGCACACUGUCGGCGAACCCGGCUGGUUGUGUGGGCACUACAGAGGAAAAAGGGGCUGGUUCCCCAAGAGUUAUGCGGAGAAAUGUCCUACGCCUCCCACCCCUGAGAGGUUCCUCGCCGCAACAGAGGAAACAUCUAGUCUUCCACCUUUAAACACAAGAAAGGCCGUCGUGGAUGCGGCAGAGGAUGGCGCUCUUUCUCUCUUUUCACAUACUUCACAGUCUUCGGUUCUUCUCACGGCUCGGGCCAUCUCUUCAUGGUCGCCCACUUCGGAAAAUCAUCUCAACCCUUCCUCAGACAUGGGCGGUGGUCUGCUGAGCUUCUCGCAGGGUGACCUCAUCAGUGUGCUGCAGCAGAGGGACGAAUGGUGGUUGGGACAGCUCAACGGGACACAGGGAUGGUUCCCCAAAAGCUACGUCACCCCCGACCCAGGUGGCAACGCAGAUGCGGACACGACAGACUGUGAUUCUGUUCAGCUAGAGGCAGAGUACGUGGCCCUGUACACAUACGAGAGCCCAGAGACCGGCGACUUGACGUUUGAUGAAGGAGACGUCAUCAUGGUGACGGAGAGAGAAGGAGAGUGGUGGAGAGGAUGCAUUGGUGACCAGACGGGAUUGUUUCCCUCCAACUACGUCCGACCCGUUGAGUCAGAGGCAUCAAGACCUGGACUUUCAAGCAAGAAACCUGAGAUUGUUCAGGCUGUCACUGCCACAGAGGCACCCAUGGCUUAUCAGCUGACUCUGUCUCCUGGACAACUGAUUGUGGUCAGGGCCAAAAACUCCACCGGGUGGUGGCUUGGGGAACUGCAGGCACGGGGCAAAAAGAGACAGAAAGGCUGGUUUCACUCCUCCCAUGUCAAGCUCAUGGGGCCCUCCGGUGCCAAGACCUCCCUCUCCCCUCUGCCAGUGUGCCAAGUUAUUGCAAUGUACGACUACGCUGCCGCUAACCAGGACGAGCUAAGCUUCUCCAAGGGUCAGCUCAUCAACAUCCUCGACAAGACCAACCCCGGCUGGUGGAAAGGCGAAACCAACGGGGUCACGGGCCUGCUGCCCACCAAUUACGUCAAGAUGACAACAGAGUCGGACCCCAGUCAGCAAUGUACAUUAGAUUCCUCGUCCAUACCAGAGCCUGGAGAUGCUCAUGGGUGUGCGGACCUGAUCACGUUGGACACUAUGACCCCUCAGGAGAGGAAGAGACAGGGUUACAUACAUGAGCUCAUUCACACGGAGGAGAUCUACGUGGAUGAUCUGGAGCUGGUCCUAGAGGUGUUCUACAAGCCCAUGUCGGAGUCAGGUCGCCUGACAGAAGCUGAGAUGGCAGUGAUCUUUGUCAACUGGAGGGAGUUGAUUCUGUGCAACACCAGAUUGCUCAACGCUCUGCGGGACCGCAAACAGACAGGAGGGGAGAACAUGCCGGUCCAGCUGAUCGGAGACCUGUUGGCUUCGGAGCUCGCUCACAUGCAGCCGUACGUGAGCUUCUGCUCCAGCCAGCUCAACGCUGCCGCCCUGCUGCAGAGCAAAACCCACAACCAGCCGGAAUUUAAAGAUUUCCUCAAGAAGGUUGCCACAAACUACCGCUGCAGAGGAAUGCCGCUGUCCAGCUUCCUCCUGAAGCCCAUGCAGAGACUCACUCGCUACCCUCUGCUAAUAAAGAAUAUCCUGGAGCACACCCCGGACAGCCACGAGGACCGCGGGCCCCUGCGAGAGGCCCUGGAGCGAGCCGAGGAGCUGUGCUCUCAGGUCAACGAGGCGGUCAGGGACAAAGAGAAUGCCGACCGCCUGGAAUGGAUACAGAACCACGUUCAGUGUGAGGGGCCGAUAGAGCACCUGGUCUUCAGCUCUUUGACCAACUGCCUCGGGCCCCGCAAGCUGCUCCACAGCGGCCGGCUGUUCAAAACCAAAAGCAGCAGAGAGCUGUGGGCUUUCCUCUUCAGCGAUUUCCUCCUGCUCACGCACAGCGCCAAGCCCUUCUCCUCCUCGGGGUCAGAAAAACUGUUCAGCGCCAAAAGCAACAUGCAGCUGAAGAUCUACAAGACGCCGCUGUUUCUCAACGAGGUUUUGGUGAAAAUGCCGGCGGACCCGUCCAGCGAUGAGCCGCUCUUUCACGUCUCGCACAUUGACCGCGUCUACACCCUGAAAACGGAGACCUUAAGCGAGAGGACGGCGUGGGUCCAGAGAAUCAAAGCAGCCUCUGAACAUUUCAUAGAGACGGAGAAGAAAAAGAGAGAGAAGGCCUACCAAGCACGCUCCUUAAAGACAAGUGGAAUCGGUCGCCUGCUGGUAACGGUCAUAGAAGCCCAGGAGCUGAAGGCCUGCAAGCCCAACGGUAAGAGUAAUCCGUACUGUGAGCUGACCAUGGGGGCUCAGUGCUACACGUCGCGGCCGGUCGUAGACACUCUCAACCCAAAGUGGAACUUCAAUUGUCAGUUUUUCAUCAAAGACAUCUACCAGGACGUCCUGAGUAUCACCGUGUUCGAGAAGGACCAGUUCUCGCCUGACGAUUUCCUGGGUCGCGCCGAGGUCCCCGUGGCGACUAUCAAGAAAGACAUGGAGAGCAAAGGAGCCGCGACGCGACGCCUCCUGCUGCACGAGGUCCCGACGGGAGAAGUGUCGGUCAAACUGGACCUCCAGCUUUACGAGGCGACCAAAUGAGCCCCAAUCGGACAUCUGCCGUUUAGUUUUGUUGCUAGAGAAGAGUCUUGAGCUGGAAGCGCCUCUCUGAUGAACAUGACGCAGCUAAAAUAGUCUAGGUUCUGCCGUCCCUACCUUGGGUCUCAUUUGCAAUCCAGACUUUUUUAUAACCGAUGCCAGUCUU